CGGCCAUACUGAAUCGUAAAAAAGUAAAAAGAGAAGCAACAGCGUGAGGUGUAAAUAAUUCAAUAUUCGCCAUACUUUUGCAGAUAAAAGACAUUUUCGAGGGCCAAGCAGGAAUAUGACUUGGAAAGCUUGAGCCUGGAACCCGAAUCCAAACACCAGAACCAGAUCCAAUGACAAAUGUAACAACCGAAACCCAUCAGCCGCCCUGAGGAAGAAGAAGAGAGCCUGAGCCCGAGGUCAACCCACCACCACCCCCCCGAUUUAUUAUUAUUUAGUUUUCGUUUAAUUUUCCACACCCUCCGCUCGAGAACGUGGUUUCUUUUGCGACGCGUGCAAUACUUUGUGGCAAAAGUCUUGCAUCGUUCCAAAAGAGAACAGCACGUGGAGCGACGAGCACGGCCGUAAAAUACCCAAAUCCGUGGCCACCAAGCUGCAGCGUCUCAAGGCCAAGGCGUCUGCGAGCCAGCACUACGGCGGCAGUUAUCGCAAGUCAUCGUCAUCGGUAUCGGCAUCGGCAUCGGGUAUCGAGGGUGGCGACAGGAGUUCUCAACAAUCCUCCACAUCCUCUGCAAUCCACGGCGGGCACAACCAUCAACGCGGUGGCGCUGCCGAGGAGUCCCACUUUGCUCUGGCGGACGUGGCCGAGAAGUCAUAUCAAAGCACCAACAACAACUACAGCAACAACAACAAUUAUCAAAAGUCAAACCACACCAGUGCCAAUUACAACCACUCCAACUAUAGUAGUAACCACCCACAAAGCGCCGCCACCAACCUGCCUUAUCAGCCCAAUAGCAAUAGCGGCACGAUGAUGAUGACCAAACAGAAGAAUUCGCUGGCCGAUCGCCUCAAUAUCGGCGAGGAGGUGCGGGAACUGAAGCUGGGCGCCACCUUCAACCCGAAGUACACCUCCACCGGCUUCCACACCAUCAAAUAUGACUUCAAGCCAGCGAGCGUGGACACCAGCCGCAUGGCAUCUGUGGACGUGGGCUCCAACAAUCAAGUUACUGUUAUCGUGCCAAAUUCAGAAAGUUCCGGUGUGCCUCAUACAGUUUAUAAGGGUAAUCAGAGGGAGUAUGCAAAGGAGUGUUUAAUGAUCAUCGACAAGGAGACGGGCGCUAUAACAAUAGAGAAGCUGAAUCACAACAUUCAAGUGAAGAAGACAAGGAGCGAGGUAACCAACAAGCCAGUCCUGCUGCCAGCUCAAAAUGUGCCCGUGAAUAUGGGCCAGAGUCAGGUGCACAAUCAGGGCACGAAUGGAGCUGGAGCGCCGCCAAUACCAGCUCCUGGCCAUGGAUCCGGGACGGCACCCAAAAUGGAGAACAGCACCAUGCGAAUCUCAUCGAAGACAAAGGUUUCUACGGGCAGCCGCCGAAACAAUAUAAUUGACUUCAAGCCGCGCAAUUCGCCCAUGCAGCAGAGCUCACCAUCGCGUCCAGUGCCAGUCCAUCGCAGUCCACAAUCUGCGCCAGCUUGGGAUGCAAAUAAUGGACAGCAGACGUUGCCCAGCAUUCCCAUGAUCACGGACGACGAUGACUUUGGGUUGAGGGCGGCCUUGCACAACAGCGGCCAGGCGAAUACCUCAGGCUCCUCGACUGGUUCCGCCGCUGGCCUGCCAGACUUCGGAUCCACGUCCUCGUCCUCGCACAUGGGUAAACAGCGGCAGGCUCCCCAGCACGGACAUGGCAAGCGCCAGCAAAUGCAGCAGCGAGGAAGUCCACCCAUGGCCCAGCAGCAACAGCAGCAGCACCACCAGCAGCCAACGAACUACGGACGUGGUUACAACGGCGGCCAUAACCACGCACAACAGCAGCAGCAGCAGCAACGGCACUCGCCUCAGCAGCACCACCAGCAGCAGCGUCCUUCGCCUUAUGGCCAUGGCAACAGCAUGCCCUUGGAUUUGGACUCAACCAGGGAACAUGAACUGACCUCGCAGUACGUGGCGCAAGCGGCUGCCGCUUUGGAACAGCAAAUUGGCGGCGCUUUAAGUGCUUCGAGCUCCAGUUCCGAGUCGGAUUCCAGCGACAGUGACAACGGCAGUAACUCGGAUGACAGCACUGAGGAUGAUCGCCCCAUGGAAAGGCAGCAGCAGCAGCAGGAACAGGAACAGCAGCAGCAAAUGUAUCAGAAUCAUCACCACCAACAACAGCAACAGCAUGUGCAUCAGCUGCCCAAUCUGGGCCUGGGCUCAAUAUCACCAGCCUAUGGCAACAAUCAUCACCAGCAGCAGCAGCAGUUGCAGCACCAUCAGCAACAGCAGCAACCGCAGCAGAAGCAACAGUCCGGCAUUUAUGCGUCCAAUGGUGGCUUUCCAAACGAUUUGCUACAAAACGAUCUACAAUUGUCGUCAAAUUCGUCCGACGAUGACGAUUAGAUGUUUUAGGUUUGAUCUUAUUUGCCUUCUUUUGACAAAACCAACGACAACAAUUAUUGAUAUUCUGUCUAUAUGCGUGUAAUUAUUUUGUAAUUAUUGAGGGGUGAUUUUACUUGCUAGUGAAAUUUUUAUAAAUAAAUUCUUAGUUCUACACCACGAUAUACACAAACAUAUACUAAUUAAUUUUAAUCAUUAAUUUUAGACCUUCCAAAUGUGCUGGUAAACAUUUAAUUGAAAUGAGAAAGGAUAAAUUAAAUCAAAAACACAAAUCACAACAUAUGUAAAACUAUCUUUGUCAAUGCAUAUUAGUUUUAAAUACAAAUUUAAAGAUUAUGUAAAACUUGUUGGAAGUCCUAAAGCAGAUCGCACGCAAAUACAUACACAUAAACCAACAAUAACCAAGAAACGAACGAUGUAGACGAUGCAACUACGGAAAUUAUUUAGUUUUUAAUAAGAAUGCUGCAAAUCUUGAAAAAUUAUUUUUAAGUUUCCACGCGGAUUUUUGCCAUUAAUUACGCAUUUUAAUCAUUUUUUAAUAUUCAGAUACCAAAAGCGAAUAAGAAACAUUUUUCAAUUAUAUUUUAAAAUUUCAUUUUGUUUCCCUAUACUUCGCUCAUCUUUUUUAGUCUAGCUUAAUUUUUUUGUUGGCGACUUUUUUGAUAUAUUCAAAAAUAAAAAAACCUGAAUGUUCGUUUUUGAUUAAUUUGUUAGCUAUAUUUAUCACGAAUGUAUUUUAGCCUCUUAUCUUUAUUAGUUACAUAUUUGUGCGGUAUGAAGACAUUUAUGUUUUUAGCUCAUGUUUUAUUUGAAUUUAUUUGUAGUUCUUUAAUUAAUUUUUAAUAUAUAUUAUUACGAUUUUGUUAUGAGCUUGCAAUAGUUAAAAGCAACGAAAGAAAAUAAAUGUGAAUCGAAAGAACCGGCCUGGUGAAAACCAUUUUUAAUUUAUGCUUCCUCCCAGAAUACCCAAAGAAUUUGUUACAAUGAUGAGCAGUAAAAGAUUACUCCAUUUAAAAAACACAACUCCUUCCAAAUGUGAGCGUGCACGAAGGUCCAGACACACACUUACUAAUAUUAACACUAUUUGAUUUGCCAAGCCAACAAUGAAUUAUUGUAUUUAUGAAGUACCAUCCACGAGAAAAACGACCAAUAUCUUAGGAACAGUCAGAGCGAAAUGGAGAUAAUACCAAUUAUUUUUUGUACAUUCUACAUGAGAAUAUGCCUAGGAUAAAGUUGUUUUUCGAGCUAGAGGGAGUUUUUGAGGACUUCGCUCUUGGGGGCGCACUAGAAUCGAGCAUCAAUACCAACACCAAAAAGAAUUAUAAACAAAUCAACAGUAACUAAACGAAAACAACAAAUGAUUCAGAUAAUCAUAAGCACAAUAUACAUAUGCAAAGUAUCUAGAACUAAUUAUAUAACAAAUUCUGUAUAGAUUCCGAAAAUGCCUAAGAUCACAAUGAAAUCAAGCAAGUAACUUAGUCUAAUUGGUAAGCAAAUCAUAUAUAUUAUAUACAAACAUGCAUGUACACGACUUUAUAUACAAAAAAAUAUAAGAAUAUUACUUUCAGUUAAAUUAGUUCUAAUACCGACCAUUAAACAGUCAACAAAUCAAAUAAAACAA
Molecule: messenger RNA, 3989 nt
Organism: Drosophila takahashii
Lineage: Eukaryota; Metazoa; Arthropoda; Insecta; Diptera; Drosophilidae
Source: RefSeq, a predicted model, not a curated record